Messenger RNA from Synchiropus splendidus (mandarinfish), 3299 nucleotides. RefSeq names its product cingulin-like protein 1. Gene Ontology annotation, cellular component: myosin complex. Lineage: Eukaryota; Metazoa; Chordata; Actinopteri; Syngnathiformes; Callionymidae. The record is from RefSeq and is a predicted model, not a curated record. The transcript is spliced from 19 exons. Bases 60 to 3233 code for a protein of 1057 amino acids.
CAGUCUGAGCGCAGCUGUGAGAGAAGGACGUCUGCCAUUGUGUCUCCAGACCUGCUGAUAUGUUGUUUGCUGGGAUCAUGGAGUCUCGCAGGCUGAACGGCUCACCGGACGUCAGGCUGCAGCGGGGAUACUUGCACCAGCAGAGCCCGAGGGGUAGCAUGGACAACCUGUUUGGAGUUCGGGUUCAAGUUCAAGGAAUUAAAGGUCAACCGUUUGUGGUGUUGAACACUCCUGGUCAAGAGAGCCACAGGGACAUAUCUGUGAUCACCCACCAGGCUGGCUACAACCCAGGCAUGGUCAGGAGGUCUGUGGAGGACUUACCCUCUCAGAGGACUGAGAACUCAUCUGUGCUACAUUACCAGAAACACCCAGAGAUCCUGAAACCUUAUGACCCUGAAAGCAAUAACCUCAACCAUGUUCUUUCUUUAGCCAACGAACAAGCUCAAAACCACAACAACACUCCAACAGCCAAACCCAGGAUCCCACUACCCGCUUGGGGAUCCACAGAAGACCAGCCCGCGCUAGCUCUGGACUGGGGCUCUUCUGUGGAGAGCCAGACCCCUGCAAGAUCCCCCAACUCAGUGGACACAGAGUCUUUCUUGUCUGUUGGCAAGUUGAUUAAUCAGUUUAACAGCACCCAGCGGAGGGGAAGAGCUCCGCCGCGACACAGAAUCGACUCGGAGGAUUCCAGAAGGUCACGCAGUGUGGACAGCAGACGAACAUCAGAGUCGUCUUCCUCGGCUUCAAGCAGGGCCUCAUCUCUGAAAGGCACCAGCAACAGGAGCCCUGCUGAGAUAUAUCCUCCUGGUUCAGCCAGGGCACGGCUGUUCGGUGGAGAAGCCACUUUUCCUGUCACAAUGGGUGGCGGUAAUUCUACCAGUCUGCCAAAAACAAAGCCUGGGAAUAUUUCUUCAAAAGACAUCAUCCUACUCCAAAAGACCAAGGUGGCAUCUGUCACCCUUUCAGAUGGAAGCGAUGAGAGAGAUGCACAGGUUACUCCUGAUCUUCUGAAAGGACAGCAGGAAAUGUCAGCAGAUCCACCAGAAGACGCGACUAAACAAAUACUCUUCACUUACCUCAAAGAAGGGUCGAAUGACGAUGACUCCACUGUUGAGAGGAAGGUUAAUCUACUGCUGGAGAGGAUCAACAAGCUCAAGUGGAAAACUGCUGAGAAGGUGGAAGAAGAGGAGGAAGAGCUCGUAGCACGAGCAGUGCAGCUGCAGGAGAAACAUGCUUCGCUGGAAAAAGAAGUGUCAGACUUAAAGCAAAAACUGGAGACAGAGAUGAAGAAUGAAAAGACUCUGGCUAAAGCCUGUGAAAAAGCCCGGACUGAGAAGAAGAAGCUGCAGGAGGAGUUAGCCAAGAGUCAGAUUGAACUCGGCAAACUUAGAGACAAGCUGGCUGAGAUAGAGGCAGAGCUUCAGACCACCAGGCAGGAGCUGCUGAAGAUGAAGACAGAGAGAGAGAGAUCAAAGACAGAGAUGAAGGACCUUCAGCAGCAGCUCUCAGAGAUGCACGAUGAACUGGACCAAGCCAAAAGAAAUGAAGUGAUCAAUACAGAAAAAGAAGUUCUCCUGAAGGAUAUUGCCCAGUUGCGGGCUGAGUAUCAGGAGAUGAUGCAGAUGAAGGAAGAGCAUGAAGAGGUGGUCCAGCACCAGGACAGGGAGCUCAGUGCCCUAAAGGGGGCGCUCAAAGAAGAACUGGUGACCCAUGAUAAAUACAUGUCUGCUCUUAAAGAAGAAUAUGAAGUGGAGCUGCAGAACGUCUUCAAGGAUUUACAGUUGCUAAAAGAGAGCAAUGCAUUGAUCGAUCAGGAGAAUCAGGAGGCCCAAAAGGAGCGAGGUGCUGCUAGGGUGCAGCUGAAGGAGCUGAGUCAGGAGAGGGAUCAGCUGAAAGGACGAGUGCAGGAGCUGAACAACAAGGUGGAUCAGCUGAACCACAAAAUUCAGGAGUCUAAAUCCACAGAGAGGCAGCUGGAGCAGAGAGCCAGGCAGCUGGAGAGGGAAAAGCAGCAUGUUGAGGAAGUGUUACAGGAAGUGCGGAGGAAUGAAGAGGAAAUGUGUCAGUCAAACCAGUCGCUGCUGACACGAUUAGAGGAAGUGCAGAGCAAGUUAUCUAAACUCAACCAUGAGCAAAAGGAGCUGAAAGAAAAGCUGAGAGAGGAGAGGCAACAAGUGGAAGAGCUGUGGAAGACGAAAACCGAGCUGGAGGAUGAGAGGCGGCAGCAGGACCAAACUGUGGAGAAACUUCAGCGGAAGAUGAACAGUAUCUUGGAGGACUGCGAGGCGUCAACGGACGUACUCCAGCGUCAGGUCGACGAGGCCAAAGAGAGGAGUCACAGGGAGUUGGCUGAACUGAGGAGGCAGCUGCAGGAAAAGGGAGCAGAACUGGAGAAAUCCCGACUUGCGGCCAAAAAACUGCAGGAUGAGUUGCUUCCUCUGGAGGAGAAUCUGCGACAGAGUCGCAGAGAGCAUCAGGAGGCCCAGCAGAAGGGUCGUCAGUUGGAGCAGCGGGUGCACGAGCUGGAGGAGAGGAACCUGGCCACGGUGGACGAUAGAGAACGACACAUUAAACUGAUGGAGGAGCGGAUCGGUCAGUUGGAGGAAGAUCUCAGCGAUGAGCGAGGCGGUGCCGAUCGCAUGAUGGAGCGAUUAGACAAAAGCAAGGAGCAGAUGGAUCAGAUGAGGAGUGAGUUGAUGCAGGAGAGAGCAGCAAGUCAGAGUCUGGAGUGCGACAAGAUCAGUCUGGAGAGACAGAAUAAAGACCUGAAGAGCAGAGUGGCAGACCUGGAAGGAUCACAGAAAACAAACCACGACUCUCUCAUCUCUAAACUCAACACUCGGAUCCAGGAACUGGAAGAACGGUUACAGGGAGAGGAAAGGGACAACAACAACCUACUACAAGCAAACCGGCGGCUGGAACGCAAGGUGAAGGAGAUAAAGCUGCAGUCGGAUGAGGAGCUGGUGAACCUGCUGACCCAGAGAGAUCAGCUGACUCAGAGGCUGAAGACGGCCAAGCGGCAGAUGGACCAGGCGGAGGAGGAGAUCGAGCGGCUUGAACACACCAAGAAGAAGCUGCAGAGGGACCUGGAUGAGCAGCUGGAAGCCAACGAGCAGCUUCACGGCCAGAUCAGCGUUCUUCGCAAUGACAUGAGACGCAGGAAGAAGCCGAGUUCUCUCGUCAAAGUUGUGGAGGAGGACGAAAACGGGCUGGAUGACUUGGCGUCGGACUGACUUGGAGGAACGCCGGACUCUUGGGUGCUCAGUUUUAACUACUAAACAACAGUGUUGACUUGAUUU